Molecule: messenger RNA, 1269 nt
Organism: Penicillium paradoxum
Lineage: Eukaryota; Fungi; Ascomycota; Eurotiomycetes; Eurotiales; Aspergillaceae
Exons: 4
Coding region: 1-1269 (422 amino acids)
Source: RefSeq, a predicted model, not a curated record
AUGGUUAAGAAGAUUAAAAAGAAACUUCGUAGCAAGCGUCUGAGCUCAGAAGUACCCGAGGAGCCAAUGCUUGCCCAGUACAGUUUGACUUGGUCUACAACAAUUGAAUUGCCUGAUCUUGACGAAGAUUGCGGUCACACUUUGGUACAUUUCCUAUAUUCAGGCCAAUAUGAGACAAUCAAUUCGCCCCUCGAGGAAUGGGCCUCCGACAUUGAGAGAGAAUAUCAGAGAGGCCUUCGCAUCUACCAGGCAUCCAGAACCUAUGAUAUUGUUGACCUUGAAGCUCUUGCUAUACGUAACAUCGAACAGCUAGGAGAAGAAUUGUCUAUCCUCGAGAUACUUCGGGCAACGAGGGAUGUGUAUUCAAGCCUGCCCGAAGGCGAAACAUGGCUUCCGAAUUAUAUCGAAAGCAACUUGCAGCUCUUCUUGAAUACUAGACAGUCAGACUAUGACUUGAAUGAACUUUACACUGUCCUUGGCACGAAUCAUCAAUUCGACAAUGCAGUGAUGAAAGCUUUGGUCGGUAUACUGGCCAGUCGUUUGAUCGAUCGUGGGAAUACCUCUCAGAAUGGUCAGUCUCGCUGCCAAGAAGAUAGAUACGAUAAUGAGGACGAGAUACAAGUCAAUGGAGACCACUGCAUAGCAGAACCUGCCUGCGAGUCUGUUUCCGAUGAGCCUGCUUUUGAUGCGUCUCCUGUUGAGGAGCCAGCUGCAGAGGAACCACCUCCACCCGACGAGGAACCAUGUUUCAUUGAGGAAGAGCCACCGGCGGAGCCACCUCCAGCUGAGGAGGAGCCAUAUUCACCUGAGUAUGAGCUAGCUGCAUCGGAGCCAUGUCCACCUGGUGAGGGGCUAUAUCCAAUUGAGGAGGCGCCAGCUGCGGAGGAACCUCCUACCAAUGAGCCUCUGACUGAUGUGUCUGCGGCUGAUGUUGAAGAGUGGAGCAUUCCUCAGCCGCCAUCCGACGUUGAUGGUUGGCCAAGUGUCACUGUCUCUCCGGGCGAUGCCCCUCGUGCUGAAGAACUCCCUGAUGCCACAAUCGCACCGCCUGAGCCUUCUACAGAAACUCAUCUUUCUCAGGCCACUGUAGCAAGAGCCUCAGUUAAAGACAUGGUUUUGUACGAAAAUUGGGCUGCCCUUUCGACUAAAUCUUGCAGUAUUUCGAGGAAUAAAUGCAAAGUACUGAUGGUGAUUGCCACGAACUACUAUAGCAGUAGCACAGAACCGAACGCGCAUACGUAUGCCCGCGCUACCGGUUAUGGCAGUUGA